UUUUGUAGUUUUGUCAAAAAUUAAUAAACUAUCUCAGAUAGUAUAAUACCAUCCAAAUGGAAGCGGACCUUCCCAUGAUAUCUAACCCACUUUCUGUUUGGAAAUCCACCUCCCCAAAGAAAGAUUGAAAUUUAAUAAUCACCCAUCACAAUCACAAACACAAACACAUAUACUCACAUGCCAACUAGAUUCAACCGAUAACGUACCCUCACCAUCCCAUCUGCAUUUCAACAUCAAGCCUAUUGCAGAUCAAUGAAGAAGAAUCGACGAAGUUUAAUCUACUUGAAAUCCAUUCUCUACAAGCUAUGACGCCGGCGAUUAGAUUCUUCCAAUCUCGAUCUGUUUACGAACGCCUUUGACCACACCUACAUAAAGGUAAUGAUGAUGAAGCGAUCAGUGCGUCCAUUUUUCAGUGUUCUGCUCGUCUUUGCCGCCGCCGCCGCGACUCUGUGUUUUCGGAUCAUUGUAUCCGGCGCCUUUGGAGACAUUCUUCAUAUUAGCGAUACAGAAGCUACAGAGAAGGCUCCCUCAGUGUUUAAUUCAGCUUUGUUGACGUUUGCUGCUUUUGAUUUAGCUGAGAAGUCACUCAGACAAAACGUCGAGCAGCUGGUGGACAUGGAUUUCCGAAGCGAUAACUUCAAUCGCCAGCGAUCGUUUCUGUCGGCGGGUAGGUACCGUAUGGAUACUGGUGCUAGGUCCGUUAGGCGUGGCCCUGUGGAUCUCAGGUCGCCGGAGUUCUACAGUCUGUGGUUGAAAUUUCGACGGUAUUUACGGGAUUGGUGGCGCCACCGUCGGUUUGAUCCUGAUGUGAUGUUCGACAUAGUCAACGUGUUGAAGACUGUAAACAUGACCGGGGGUUUGGGAUCCAGGCGGAAGUACAGGACGUGCGCGGUGGUCGGUAACAGUGGGAUUUUGCUCAAGCGUAAUCUAGGCGGAGAAAUCGAUAGCCAUGAAUUUGUGAUCCGAUUGAACAAUGCUAGAAUCGGUGGCUAUGAACGAUUUGUUGGCUCAAAAACCAGUCUCUCAUUCAUGAACAGCAACAUUCUCCAUUUAUGUUCACGUAGAGGAGGUUGUUUUUGUCAUCCAUACGGCGAGAAAGUUCCUAUAAUGAUAUCCAAAGCUCGACGUUCUAUGUGCAAGAAUCAUCAAGUAUUAUUCAAUCAAAAGGUACUUGAAACAAACCGAGAAGCCAUUAGAGACAUGGAGCUCCGUUCAUGGAGGAUCCGAAUUUCAUUAUUCCUCCGGUAUGCAAGCCAUCAUGCUUGCUUUGGGGAUCUGUGACAAAGUUAGCAUCUACGGAUUCGGUAAAUCAGAUUCAGCCAAACAUCAUUAUCAUACAAAUCAGAAAAAAGAACUUAGUUUACACGAUUAUGAAGCAGAAUAUGAUCUGUAUGAAGAUCUAGUCGCAAACCCUGAAGCCAUCCCUUUCGUUUCAGAUAAGUUCAAGUUCCCUCCUGUAACUAUUCACAGAUGACACAUUGUCAUCGUCUCAUUGUAGCUUCUUUUACACACGUUACUCAAUUCCCAAUUCCCACUCUUCUUUUCUCAGAUUUCUAUAUGAAACAUUUUAAUUGUUGAGAGAUAAAAAAUAUGUAGACAUUAAAUUACUUCUAGUCAUUGAAAUGAAGUAAAAACCAAAAUAUAUACAAUGAGUAGAUAUAUAUAUUCAUAGAACCAAGUACAUAAACACAUAUAUAGCCGAUAGUAUAGUACUACCACAUGAUGCCCAAACAUAUUGCAAAAUGACAUCAAUGAUUUUUACAUCAAAAUAGACCAUACUACCCCUAAAGUUCCUAUCUUUUUAGAAAAGACCAAAAAACCCUUUACCCACAUCAACCAUCUUUACUCAACAGGAGUAUCAGCACCAGCUGGAUCAACUUCCUCAUACACAACAUCUUGUUCUUCAAACUUCACUCCAACCAAAAACCUUAUCAUCACCUGCAAACCCAAAACCCAAAGAACAAAUGACCAUUUUACCCUUCACGAAAAUUACUUACUAUUAAAACCCACAGUUAAUUACCUGUUUAGGAUCAUAAACAGCAUACUCAUUAUACUCGAGAGGACUAUCUUUAUGCUCAGAUUCAACCAAACUACCACAUGGCACCAUGAUAUCAUCCUUCCAAACAAAAUGCUCUUUUUCAUUGGUUUUCUUCCUUCCUAAACCCUUCACUCCUGCCUUUUUCUCCUCUAAAGACUCCGUAUCUUCAGGCACCGAGGUUAUUUCUGUAAUUUCCUUCCCCAAAGAAGCCACAGCCAAAACUAGAAAACCUUCUGGCCUAUCCACAGCUGUAUACCCAUACCUUGCAGCUUCUGCAGCCGCAUCAGAACACACAAUCGCCCUACCAAACUGUACACCACACUUGCUGACAUCAUCAUAGUACAAAACAAAAAACAACAUAGUACAAAAACAAAAAACAGAAUGGUAUAGUUAUAGUUCCGUACCAUGUAUCCAGAAACAGGGAGUGUGCAUACAGCUGGCAAGAAUCCUUUAUGCAAGUGCCUCAAUAGAUUCGAACUUCGUGUCCCUAAAGUUACGACACAAUAAGAUGAUCUUUAACAAAUUACUAUAAUACCCUGAGAGUGGGGAAAAGUCUCUUACUUACCACACCAUAGAAGAACUUUAUUUGGGAGUUUUUUGAUAUCAUCAUAAGAAGGUCCUGCACCUACUUCCACUUGAAACACAUUCUCAACAGAUAUCCCAUAGCUCUGAAAAUUACAAAGAUUAGAUCACAAAUUUACAACCGUUGGAUCAAUCAUUAGAGAAUAUAUAGGAAAUGGGAUCUUACAAUCUCCCCAACUUUCACAGGCUCGUAGGUUUUUUCAACGUAUUUAAGAAUCAUAUUGUAGUCAUCUGAUUCCUUCUCCAAAGGUGAAAUUGAGCAACCGAGUUUCUUGUAUCUAUCAAAUAACGGGUCAUCAAUGGUGGAUCCACUCAUAUCUUCUAUAAUCCUUGAAGCAACAUUUAUAUCCCUCACAGUUUCAAGCACAGAUGCACCCUAACACGAUAACCAUAAGAAGUACGUAACUUUACAGAUUAAGAAAUGAACAAAUCAAUAGAUAACGAUGAAUUUUUUAAUUUUAAAUUUUGCUUACAUGGUCUGCAAGAUCUUGAUGAUCUCUGAAGAUAAAAGGUCGUGUAGAGUGCAACAGUGUGAACCAUCGUUGACUGAAGUCUGACCACACAGCGCUAGGUUUGUCUUCUUCCCCUUCUAUCGUCUUGAAUAGCUUCUCAACAAAUUCAAGUAAAGUUUCUUCACCUGAAAAAAGGGACUUGGUUAACUGAAUAUGAAUAGUAAUUGAAAACUUGAAAUUGAAAAAGUGAAAACUUACAUUUUUGUAUAUGGAAAUCGGUGAGCAUGGCGACAGGAAGAUCAGGUGCGUCAAGUCCCAUCUCCAUUAACGCAUACCUGUAAAUCUCUUGACCACAGAGCACUUUCAUGAAAUUAGCGACAAACGGAUCAAGCUUGCAGUGAGCUGCAGCUGCUCCAAGCUGACGUAACCCUAGACCUCCAUAUCUGACGUCAUAACCAUCGUCGAUGUCAAUCGGGUAAAACUUUCGCGGCUUUUUCUGAAUCUUCUUCUCUCGUUCCCAUGGUUCGAAUCCAUUACCAGUCAACUCCUCGAACAUUUCAGCGAACUCUUUGAUUGCUUCAUCGACGUUCUUCUUUUCUUCUACUCUUUCUUCUGCUCGUGGAUCUGCUCCGACUUUCCCUCUUUUGUAAUACAAAUGGAUCCGAUUCUCCGGCACCAUUAUCAGUUGCAUCACGCAGAUCUCGUUAACUUUUCUUCCUCUAUCGCUUACAGAAAGAGCACAGUUGUAUAUGAUUCCGUCUUUCUCGAAGAUCACACCGCCUUCUUUGUCUAAUUUGCUAUCCUUGUGUACGCCUCUCUUUCCAUACACCUUGAUCUGUUGGAAUUUGAAGAACAGAGAUGAGUGACGUUAAUUAACUGUUAACAGAAGUUAUGGAAGAUGAAGAAUCGUUUACUUCGGCGUUUAGAGAUUCUAGCGCUUCUUGACUUGGAUCUUGCAUGUCCCAUGGAAUUCCUUUUCCGUCAACAGCGAGAUCGCUAACGACGUCGUAAGCGUCCAGUGGCUGUGGUUCGUCUUUCUCGAUGCUAUCGUUCAGCCAUGCUUCACGUACUACUGGAAUACUUCGCUCUCUGUUUCAUUUAUUCGAGUAUUUUAGAUCUAGUGAGAGAAAUAGAAAGAGAAGGGGAAGGAAGUAAGAUAAGAAACACUCACAAUGCUUCUGUAACUUUCGACGAUCCUCCUCGAUCUCGUUCAGAAGAUGACACGACUACACACGUCACUCCGAUUACAUGAUUUGCGACUUUUCCUCCAUGUUUUUCGAUCUUAGUCUUCCAAUAUUGCUUCAGAAGACGAUGAAAACAGUGAGAAAAGGAUAUAGAAGUCGUAAAACUCUAAGAACAACGAGAAGAACAUAUUACAUACAUGUGUGCGAGAGAGUCGACCAGAGAGAGAUAUGAUCAUUCCUGCAAAAGGCUUAUCUUUUGACUGUAUAUCCCUCUUCGGUUUCCCCUUCGGGGUCUCGAUGCUCCAUCAGUAACUAUACAAAAACAAUGUAAUCGGUUGGAUCAUAGCAAAAAAAAACACACAAUAGAAUCAAGGAAUAUAGGGAAUUACAUCAGAAAUGGGGGAAUCCUGCACAAAAUCAGGGUAUUUGAUAGGCUCUUCGGUUCUGGGAGGAUCAUUGGUGCUAUACGUGCAUGUAGACCACUCACUGUAUGAUCCUUCGCAGAUGUAAUUAUGACCAUCGUGAUGCAGUGUUCCACCGCAGAUAGGACACUCCUUUAACACUCCGUAGAACAUCAUAUCUUGACUGAAGAAGCGAAUAUACACAAAUACACAAUGAAAAUCUCAAUGCAUGCCAAGUGUUUGUGUUUAUGCCUAUGAGAAAUUAGAACUUACCAUCUAGGCACAACAGCAUCAUCUGAGCCUGAACUAUCGGCGUUGUUAGCUUCGAGGAUAUCACGCAUCUGCUUAAUCGAGAGAUGUUGACUUGUGGUUUUACAGAAGUUAUCAAACUCAGCGACAAUGUCAGUUAGAGAUUUGUUAUUCGACUUAUUUCCAUUGUUGUUGUUGUUAUCCUCUGAUUUUGGUUUCUUGUUUGGUGAUUGCUCGUGUUCUUGCUUCUCCGCUUUCUGCUUUCUGGUCAUGAUUUUCUCUUCGUCUCCUGGAAGAUGAUUAUGUGAUCUUGUAUCAACCUUCAUGGUAGUGUGUGAGUAUGGUGAUUUCCUUGAAGAACAUAAGAUUUGAAGCAACAAUGGCGGGGUUAAAUUUAUUGUGUUCUUUUUGGAGGUGGAGAAAAGAGGUGAUGACACGUAGGCUGUAUGUGCCUUCUCCCUGUGUUGACAUCUGUAUCUCUGUAGUGACACGUCUCCGCCGUUUUUACUCUCUCUUUGUUUUGUUUUUUACUAUUAAAAGUGGAUAUUGAAUUUUUGGGUAAAUCCCUUACCGAGUGUAAUUAAAGCGAAGUCUCUGGUCGACGUUAUUGUCAUUACUCCUCGACAUCAUCGAAUAUUGCAAGAGGAUAUAUAUCCUUUAAUUUCCAUGUCAUUUUUUUAUUUUUUUAUUUUAAUUGUUUUUCACUUAUUGUUUUCGUUUCCUUCGAAACUUGUAACUUAUACGGAU
Messenger RNA from Lactuca saligna, 5653 nucleotides. Lineage: Eukaryota; Viridiplantae; Streptophyta; Magnoliopsida; Asterales; Asteraceae. The record is from the annotation of a GenBank genome assembly.